CUUUACAGGAAGUGAUUGUUUGAGUCUUUGAAAGCUGUGACUUGUUGGAAGCUGAAUUCAGAUCAUGAAGCUGGAGGUGCCAGAAAGCUUUGAAGAUGUUGCUGUUAAAUUUUCAAGAGAGGAAUGGAAGAUGUUGAGUAAACAGCAGAAACAGCUGCACAAGGAGGUGAUGGUACAGAACUACGAGAACAUGGUUUCUGUAGGAUACACUGUCCCACUGGAUCACCUCCACAUAUUGAUUAACAGAGAUGAAGAGAUGUCCACUAAUACGGAAGGAUGGAGAGGAAGCACUAAAGUAAAGCGGACUUAUGCUGAUGGCUCCUUAACCAUCCACAGGAAGUCAGCCUACAUUGAGAUUCAGAGUCAGCAGCCAUUCUCUGUGAAACAUCAGAAUUCUGAAUCUGGCGAGGCAUUGCCACGUGAUGAAUCAUUCAGAAGACACGAAGGAGUAGAGAGUGGACAUGGACACCAGAAAUGCACGGAGUAUAAGAGCAGGCAUAGCGGGAACUUUCAACUAGGAAUGCAUCUGACCACUCAUGGAGAAGAGAUACCAUGUACAUGUCUGAACUGCAGGGGCAAUAACCGAGAAAAAGACUCUUUCACAAUACUCAAGAAAAUCCUCAUUAAAGAGAAGCGAUAUAAACAUACUAUAUGUGAUAAGAGUGUUGUGCAUGACAGCGGGUUAUCAAAGCACAAGACUGUUCAUACUGUGCAAAAACCCUAUAAAUGCCCCAUAUGUAACAAGGGUUUUACAUGUAACCGUAGUCUAAAAAAGCAUCAGAUUAUACACACUAGGUCAAAAAUGUAUAAAUGUUCAACAUGUAAGAAAUGCUUUUUAUUCAAGGAAUGUUUGAUAGAGCAUCAGAUUUUCCACAGUAAAAAGAAGCCAUACAAAUGUUCUAAGUGUGACAAACGUUUUGCAUAUAGUAACUGUCUGAUUAAGCAUCAAGUUAUACAUACAGGUAUGAACUCUUAUAAAUGUGAUAUGUGUGACAAGAGAUUUAUAGAUGCAUGGAUGUUAAAGCAACAUCAGUUUAUUCACACUAGACAAAAACUCUAUAAGUGUACCGCCUGUUACAAGAGCUUUAUGAGGAAGGAAACCUUGAAACAACACCAGUAUAUCCACACUGGACAGAAACCCUUUACCUGUGCCACAUGUAACAAGGGAUUUAUAGUGAAGAUAAACCUAAUAAGGCAUCAGAAUAUCCACAUUGGACCGAAAACCUAUAAAUGUGCUUCCUGUGGAAAGGGAUUUAAGAAGAAGGGAAACCUGACACGUCACGAGUAUGUCCACUCUACAGAAAAACCCUAUAAGUGUACAUCCUGUAACAAGGGAUUUAUAGAGAAAAAAAAACUGUUAAGGCAUCAACAUGUCCACACUGGACAGAAACCCUUUACCUGUGCCACAUGUAACAAGGGAUAUACAGAGAAGAUAAACCUAAUAAGGCAUCAAAAUAUCCACACUGGACCAAAAACCUAUAAAUGUGCUUCCUGUGGAAAGGGAUUUAAGAAGAAGGGAAACCUGAUACGUCACGAGUAUGUCCACUCUAUAGAGAAACCCUGUAAGUGUGCAUCCUUUAACAAGGAAUUUAUAGAGGAAAAAAACUGUUAAGGCAUCAACAUAUCCACACCGGACAGAAACCCUCUACCUGUGCCACAUGUAACAAGGGAUUUACAGGUAAGAUGUCAUUAAAAAGGCAUCAAAAUGUCCAUGGUGGUUUCAAGUGUUUAACAUAUAACAAGACUUUUCAGUGUAAGAGAACGCUCAAAGACCACAAGGGCUUCCGCAAGGGUCUGAAUGGAAAGAUGAAAUCAGUGAGAAAAGGAUAGUAGUACUGCUGGAACUGAACUCAUCCUCAAGUCUUGGUGAGUACCUUCACAAGGUGGGUCCUGUUGGUACAAAAUAUCACCAAGACAACACUGAUAUAUAGUCAGUAUUUUAAAUAUCAUAGAGAAAGGUAAGUCAAAAAAUAAAAAAGAAGACUAUGUGCCCAGGUCCCAGGAUAAAAAGUGCCCUUUCCUGGUGUACCGACAACAACACAACAAUUCCUACAACAGGGUUAAGCUAGGCUCUGGGAGGAUGGAUUUCCUGUGGUAGAAGGAAGAAGUAGUCUACAAAAACAUGGCAAGUGGCAGGCCAAAAAAGAGGCUUAGGGGUGACAAGGUGGACUAUUGAGGAUAAGAAAUAAAUUAUAAAUUGCUGUUGUUAUUGUUAUUGUUACGAUUAUGAUUAUUAUUAUUAUUAUUAUUAUGCAUGAAGGCCAGAAUUUUCAAAUAAAGGAUAUGCAGAAAGAUUAAGAGAGAAAUUAAAAGAGAGAUUAAGUAUUUGCAAAUAAAAAAAUGUCAGGAGCUAUAAAUAAACAUUUGUAUUCAUUAAUGCAACAGAUGUAUGAAAAAUGUUACAUAGACAAAGAAAUUUUGGGCCACCCGGGCAAAGGCUUGACAGCAGAAGUGCAAAAAUGUAAAGAAUCAAACCCAAAGAUUUUAGAAAGGUAUAAAAAAAGAAACAUGGACAUCGGAAAGAAAAACAGAUUUAAUAUGGUGCACUACUUAUGAAAAGGAAAAUGCAAAACUAAUCAAUAUAAAAAAGCAGCUCCAAAGAUAUUUGAAGAGAAAUGAAGGCAAAGGCACACAGAUAUGGAAAAUCAUGCAAUACAAAAAAGUAAGACAAAGGCAGAAUGCAGAAAAGAGGAUUAAUGAGGUAGAAGUUAAACAGAAACUGAAGUUGCGGAAUACUUGUGAAGUCAAUGAUUUAGUGUAGACAAUCCAGCACAGGUACUGUUGCAGCAUGAUGGAACAGUGAGCCCCCAAACUAAGGAGAAGCAGGUGGAGCAGAGGCAUCGAAGAAGAUGAGCAACAUCGUGAUGCUGUAAAUCCUUCUGUAGGAGACCGGUAUGAAAAUCCAGUUAAAGUUGGACAGCAAGGGAAGCAGCAGGAAACAGUGGCAAAUCUGACACAGGUAAUAUUGUGGAGUGAUGGAUCGAUGCGUUCCCAUAUGAAGGAGCAGUAGGUGAAGAGGAUACAUCACAGGAAGAUGCUCUGGAACCUUCUGUAGAAUACUUGCAGGAAACAGAGCAAAGAAGAUGCUCUCAUUCCAGAAGAACACCAUCUAAGGGAAGAUCUCCUUGAUUUACCAGAGAUGAAUAGACAUAUUAAUAUUGAGAAAAAAAAUUACAGACGGUAAAUAAGACCCAAAAUGUCAGAAGACUGAGAAAACAGAUAAACACAGUAAUCAGGGCUAUUAAUUAGAGAUUCACAUGAUAUAAUAGAAAUAAGUAGGAUAUAUUUCUGUCCAGUUAAACUAAUUAUGGAUAAAGUGUUAUCCCAAAAAUGGAGAGUAGCAAAAGAAAGGAAGGAAACAGAUAAAAUACCACCAUGGAAACAGUGAGCAGAGAAAACUAUAACGCAAUUAAGACAAUAAGUAGCUCUGUUAAAGGAAUAUAGAAAAGGGAACAGAUCAUCAAAAAUACCUAGAAACAUAGAUGCUAUAAAAAUAACACACAGUACCAAAAACAGACCAGGAUUUAUCAUAUACAAUUGCUAAUAAUAAACUACAAAUUUCAGCACAGGCAGAAAAAACAUCGAAGGUAUGUAGGUAACUCUAAAGGAAAAGUACAAAAUAAGCAAUUCAUUUAUGACACAAAAAAGGUUUUAUAGAUAAUUGGGAAACAAAGAAAUAAAAGAAAUAGAAAUGCCAGCAAAAAAAAAAAAAAGAAAUAGGUACAUAGUGGAGAAGUAUUUUGAGGACUGCGCUGAACAUAACAAAGGUGCUGUAGAAUGGAUAGAAGAAAUUAAAGGAAACAGUUAGGAGUUCUAAUGUAAAGAUAUGAAAUGGGAUGAAGUAACAACCAGAGAAAUGUUGGCAAGGUUAAGGGAAGCUCCUAAUUUGAAAAGCCCCAGGCUCAGAUGCAGUACCUAACUUCUGGCUAAAACUACUAAUAUCUAUACACAAGGAUUUAGCCCUGAGUAAGAAUUACUUAUAUCCACAUCCUAAACAGACACCAGCCUCGUUAACAACUAGAUAAACAAUACUCCUCCUUAAAACUGAAUCUGGAAGCCAUAUUAAGAAGUAUAGACCAAUAACCUGCCUUCCGACAAUGUACAAACUAUAUACUGGAACUGAGGUAGACAGUGUUUAUAGUCCUUCAGAAAAAAAUCAAUUAUAUCAAUAGAACAAAAACGUAACAAAAAAGUCAAAUUGAACAAUGGACAUUUGUUAACAAGUAAAGCCAUGAUAAAGAAUUGUAAAAAUGGGAAGAAUUUAAGUACGGGAUAGACAGAUUCCAAAAAAAAAGUAUUUGAGGGCAUCACAGUAAAGGAUAAUGGAUUUAUAAGAUUCACCCUAUAACCGAUCAGUGACGACAAAACAGUGGCGAGCCAUGACAGUUACCUUAUUAUCCCAGGAGUAAAAAUUCAGAGGGGGAUAUAUAUACAAGGUGAUUUGUUGUCACCGCUGCUGUUUUGUCUUGCCCUCAAUCCAUUAAUCUGCUUACUUAGCAGGUUAGGUAGGCUAUGGUUACAACUGAGCUCCCAGAAACCAACCUUGUUUAGAGACUUAACCUCUAUUUUUGUAGAUGACUUAAAGCUGUAUAGUUCAUCAGAUAAGGAAAGCACAGCUACAAAUGCUUAAAACUUUCUCAGAUGGUGUAAGAAUGACUUUUGGCUUUGAUAAAUGUGCAAAAGUAACAUUUAAAACAGGAAAGCUGCAGUACCAAGAAAAUAUCAACCUGGGACAUGAGUGUGAUGUAAAGGAACUUGAGCAGGUGGGAGUGUAUAAAUAUUUGGUAGUAGAUGUAAGCUUGGCAAUAAAAUAGAACAAAUGAGAAUAAAACCCAGUAAGGAAUACUUCAGAAGACUGAAACUAAUAUUGAAAACUGCCUUAACAUCCAGGAAUAAAGUCCAAUCAGUAAAUCAAUUUGAUCUUCCUGUUCUAACUCACAGUUUUGGGGUGAUUGUCUGGCCUCAAAAAAGUAUUUGAUCAGGUGGAUAAUAAAACAAGAAAAAUACUAAAUUGCUUGUCAAACUAUAUACAAAAUUCAUUGUUUACUAAGAUUAUAUAUGCCUCGCUCUGAAGGAGGUAUGAACCUCCUUGAAAUUGAUUAAAUAUAUUUAUCUGCAGUUGUGGGACUGCAUACACAUAUCUGUUGACCUUAUCAGAUCCAAACACAGCGAAAGUUUUAAAGCAUAAAGAGAAGUCUAUGAUGACAUCUUUGCGUAGUUUAGCAGAAGUAUUUCUGUAUCAAGCAGGAAUGGAACUCAUACCAGAAGUAGACAAAAAUCUAACAGCACCUGAAUGAGCCAAAAAAACAAAAUACAGAACAUAAGGAAAAGGAUUAGAAAGAAAGAAAGAAAAUUGGAAAAAUCUAUAAAUGUAGCGGCAAGUUUAGAGAGAGCUUCUGGAACAAAUGCAUGUUGACCAAGAUUUGGUGCAGGAAUGGAUAAGGAGAGGUAAACUGAAAAGCAACCCCUUUCACUCAUCACUGUAAAGUCCUAUACUCCCUAAGAUGGCUUGAACUGAAACCAAAAGAUGAAAGGCUAAUAGUGGCUGUCCAGAAGAGUUGGCUAUGUACACAUUGAAAAAGUAGAAGAAAUGGACAAUGCUGGUCCUGUAAAACAGAACUAGAAAUAGGCACACGACUUGUUACUGGGUGUGACUCACUCAUGGCAAAGGGCCUGUAUAUUGAAAGGCACAGAAAACUGUUGCAUUGUGGAUUGUGCAAACAUUACAAUGUAGAAGUAGCUGAGAAGCACUGGAAACAUGAAUCACAAAUCAUUAUAGAGAAUAAUUAAGUUUAUAUCACAUGGGAUCACCCAUUACCAAUGGUUCAAAAAAUAGAUGUGAAAACCAAGCAGUUUAUGAAUAAAAGACUAAAGUAGCACUUUUCAUUGAAUUUGCUACACCCAUUGAUUACAGUGUCUUAUAUACAGAGAGACAAAGUCAUAAAAUACCAGGAUUUGCAGGCAGAAACACGAAGAAUGUGAAAGAAAGAUACCUGCACAAUUCCAAUAGUAGUAGGAGGAAGAGGUCUAUUAAAAAAGAAAUUACAGUCAUAAUUGGAUGUGCUAGUGAUACAUGGAACUUCAUAUGAAUUACACAGGGAUGCAAUUCUGGGCACAUUGUAUGUGCUGAGAAAGAACAUUCUUGGCUAAUAUCAAAAAAUGAAACAAUACUAAUGUCAUGAACUCUAAUUGUGCUCUGACAUAGGAAAGGGAUCCAUUUCCAUCACAGUAUUAGAAAUCCAAAACAUUUUAAGAAUUUAAAAAAGGUGAUUUCCAGGUAUGCUAAUAUGAUAAUAGUUCAUAGAUUCAUAGCUGCUUACUAGACUAAUGACCACAAGGCUCACCAUGCAUCCCAAAUCUCUGACAAG
Molecule: messenger RNA, 6368 nt
Organism: Protopterus annectens (West African lungfish)
Lineage: Eukaryota; Metazoa; Chordata; Ceratodontiformes; Protopteridae
Product: zinc finger protein 501-like
Exons: 4
Coding region: 65-1612 (515 amino acids)
Biological process (GO): regulation of transcription by RNA polymerase II
Cellular component (GO): nucleus
Molecular function (GO): DNA-binding transcription activator activity, RNA polymerase II-specific; RNA polymerase II cis-regulatory region sequence-specific DNA binding
Source: RefSeq, a predicted model, not a curated record